GGAAAGUAGGGAAAGUGGGACAGAGGAGAGGGCGGAUGGUGUCGAGCACGCGCCUUUCAGGUUCAUGUCUUGACAACGCCAAGUUUAUCGCUUGCUUCCUUCUCGCGGAAGCGGCACGUUGUCGGCGUGUGCCAGUAUUGAAGGGGAAAACCUCAGUCAAUGCCAAAUUUGGGAAGCGGGGUGGAGGAAAUGGCAUUUCAGCUGUUUUCGCACACCGAGCGCUGCACUGCUGCUGCUGCCGCUGGUGACGCCUGGAGGGAGCUUUAAUAAAGCGGGAUAUACCUGUGUCUAGCAGCUGAAGAUGCUGAAUUCAAGUGUUUUAUUCUCGUCAUGGCAAACGGAACCGGCAGCAUCAUGUUGAAAUGCGUGGUCGUCGGUGACGGCGCCGUUGGAAAAACUUGUCUGUUGAUGAGCUAUGCCAACGACGCCUUUCCAGAGGAAUAUGUGCCCACCGUCUUUGAUCACUAUGCAGUGAGUGUGACGGUCGGGGGGAAACAGUACCUGCUGGGGCUCUAUGACACUGCGGGUCAGGAGGACUAUGAUCGCCUGCGACCCCUGUCCUAUCCUAUGACGGAUGUCUUCCUCAUUUGCUUCUCCGUGGUCAAUCCGGCCAGCUUCCAGAAUGUAAGAGAGGAAUGGGUCCCUGAGCUGCAGGAAUAUGCACCAAACAUCCCUUACCUGCUCAUUGGCACUCAGAUUGACCUGCGGGAUGACCCCAAGACUAUCGCCAAGCUCAACGACGUGAAGGAGAAGCCCAUUGUGACGGAACAAGGCCAAAAGCUAGCAAAGGAGAUUGGUGCCUGCUGCUAUGUUGAAUGCUCAGCACUAACACAGAAGGGCCUGAAGACUGUGUUUGAUGAGGCCAUUAUAGCCAUUCUGGCUCCUAAGAAAGGCGCACUGAAGCGAAGACUAGGCCCGCGCUGCAUUAACUGCUGCCUCAUCACAUGAACCACCAGCUCAGGUGAAUGAAAACAAGAACUGACGGUGACCAAACAGCAACUAACCAGAUCACACUCUGACUUCUGAAUGAACACAGUCACCUACAAAUGAAAUACCAACAAUGGGGGAGUGCAGUCCAAGUUAUGGACACAUGACAAGACAAAAAAAAAACUUUCAUCAGGGAGAAAAGAUACUACAUAUUAAGAUUAAAAAAGUAAAUGACUUCUUGAACACACAAGCACAGAGAUGUCUGAGACGCCCUUUUGAAUGACUAAGAAUAAAUCAAACUGUAUGUUUGUGUCUCUUUUUGAGAGAUGAAACCCAGACAAGCCUAAACAGCACAACCAAACACGGCCAUUUUUACAGAAGUAGGACUUUAUUUAACUUCCAAAAAAAAAAGGGAAACUCAGCAUCUCAAAUUAGGUUGCAAAACAGUUGCUUUUUACAAAACAUCUUCAUUUACUAGCAGGAUGAGAGGAAUGAUCAAAUAAAUAUACUGCCAUUACGAGCAGACAACAAACUAUCUGUUCUACAAAAAGACAACACUUUUUUUUAUUGGUGUAAAUGUGAGUCAUUUCUUUGAUUCGGAGCCCGUACGGUCAUUUUUUGACUUUCGUCUGGAUCUCUUUCUUUGGGUUCCUGAUGGCCUGUACUUCUUUUACUCACUUAAGCUUGUAUGUGAGUUGUUUGCGAUGCCAAUGGAUCCAGACGGGGGCGGCGAGGAGGCCGGUCAGAAAUCCAAUGGUUGCCCCAAGGGUACAAGAAAUGGGCCAAACCUGGACAAAAACAAAGAGAACUGUUUGCAGGAGCACAAGCAACUGACUGCAAAUUCUACAGCAUCACUGUGGUGUUUUACCAACCAAAUUUUGUAUCCAAGACUGCUUUCUUGCUUCUUAUUUUGUAUGUAGAGUUUUGAGUGUCGCGUGUGUAUCAGUGGCCUUGCCUCUCAGGUGUGUGCCGACUGCUUUGCAUUUCAACUUUUUUGCUUCAUAUGAUCAAGGUGAUUUCAAACGUCAAUUGAUUUUUAGUUUAUUAUUAUUAUUAUGAAUUUCUUGCAGGCCAUGCAAAUGUGUGGAGUGGUCCAAGUGGUCUUUAAAGCUUCCAGCAAAUUGUGAGCAGCAACAACAACAAAAAAACAUUUAUAAAUAGCAGAUAUAUGGAAUGCAAAUCUAAAAGUCAAUCGGCACAAUGGUUUUUAAUGAAACAACGUAAUUGAAGAUGACUUUCUGUUGAUGCCCAGCGCUCAGUGGAUAUAUAAAAUGUAAUGUAAUGACUUGCUUCAAAAUAUUUACUGACUAUAAAAGGUUUUUUUUUCUAA
Danio rerio (zebrafish) is the source of this 2257-nucleotide messenger RNA. RefSeq names its product ras homolog family member Q (gene rhoq). Gene Ontology annotation, molecular function: G protein activity; GTPase activity; GTP binding. Gene Ontology annotation, biological process: actin cytoskeleton organization. Gene Ontology annotation, cellular component: plasma membrane. The record is from RefSeq and is marked provisional. Lineage: Eukaryota; Metazoa; Chordata; Actinopteri; Cypriniformes; Danionidae.